GCCCGUUCAACAUUUUCCAUCGUGUUGCUCACUGGGCCUUGGAAAACCAAGGUCUGUGUACUCUUGGAGGCAUGUUUUCUUCACUGUUCCUCUGCUCCAUCCUCCUGAUGUUUCCUAGUAUGAUUGGUUCACAAGGACGGACAUUCCUGAUGGUUUAUGUGCUGCAUGGACUUUACCAAGGCCCCAUUGCAAACAUCCAGCGUAAUGUGCAGGACAUGGCCUCCUCCAUGGGCUGUAACAGACCUGCAGAUCACACACAGCAAGGUGAUGUGGAGAAUGCUGACAGAGCCUUAUGUGCAAGCAGUGCAGGAGAUAGUGGUUGUAUCUCUGGCUCUGUUCGUGUGUGUUCUGCUUGCCGUUGAUGGAAUCCUGUACAACAUCUUUGACCUCAUCCGAAGACACACUUUCACCACAUACUCGGCUACUAGUGUUCAUCACAUAGACAUUGUAAUUGGUGGAGAUUCCAUGUUAGCCAGACUUCUGCGGAAAACCAUUGGUGCCUUCAACACCUCCUCCAAUCUUGAUGUGCAAUCCAGUAACUUCCGUAUACACCAAUCGUCUGUGCAGGGUCAUCACUGCCUUCUACUCCUACAAACAGUCCCAUUCUGUUUAGCAACCCUACAGUGACAUCCAUCUAAGGGGCCCAGCACCUUAUGAAUGACUGAUUGUGCCAAUGGAUGGUUUGUUUGGAUCGAGAGACAGAAGCUAGUACUCCUGGCAGUGUUUAUCAUUAACAAUAUUGGUCUGUCAUAAAUAUCAGCAGCUCCUUAUGCUUUCUUUGGCUAAGGAGCUUAAAUGAGUCAUUGUUCUGCAUGUGCUGCUGCUUUCUAAUGCUGAUCACAUUUUCUAUUACAUAACCAGACAGAUAUAGGAAUAAUAGCUGUUGCACUUGCAGUAAUGUAAUGUGUGUAUGGCAGCUAU
Messenger RNA from Sinocyclocheilus rhinocerous, 921 nucleotides. RefSeq names its product DC-STAMP domain-containing protein 1-like. Gene Ontology annotation, cellular component: membrane. The record is from RefSeq and is a predicted model, not a curated record. The coding region runs from base 157 to 627 and encodes 156 amino acids. The transcript is spliced from 6 exons. NCBI's taxonomy places the organism in Eukaryota, Metazoa, Chordata, Actinopteri, Cypriniformes, Cyprinidae.